This is a messenger RNA of Condylostylus longicornis, 2275 nucleotides long. RefSeq lists its product as uncharacterized. The coding region runs from base 169 to 2022 and encodes 617 amino acids. Gene Ontology annotation, molecular function: DNA binding. NCBI's taxonomy places the organism in Eukaryota, Metazoa, Arthropoda, Insecta, Diptera, Dolichopodidae. The transcript has 4 exons. The record is from RefSeq and is a predicted model, not a curated record.
UUUAAAUAAUAAUUGGCACGCCAUAGUUUCAUCAUUAAUUAUUUUUUUUUUGGAAAAGCCAUUUUAUACAAAUAAAAUAAAAAUUAAAUAUUUUGGAGAAUGCUUAUCAGUUUGCAAUUUAAACUUUCUUAAUUUUAAACAGUGGCAUAUGCAUGAAAUAAAACAACAAUGGCAAAAGACGCUUUGGAACAAUUUUGUGAUCUUGAACAAUCAUUACCGAAAACAACUAUAUGCAAACGAAAUAUUCAAAAUGGGUAUAUUACAGUAACAUCCCCUAGGAAAAGCAACGAUUUUUCCGGAAUUAGGAAAAUUGAUAAUAAUACUCCAAUUGUUAUAGACGAUGACGAUGACGAAGUUGAAGAAAAAUCAGAUAUGAUUAACCAUAGCGUAGAGGAGAAUGGAUUUCCAGGUUUUUCACAGACCGGCAAUUUGUCAAAUGGGGCUUUUCAAUUGGCUGUACUGAGAGAAGUUGAAUUUAAUAUAAACGAUGUAGAUAAAGCUAAUGCCAACAAAGUGUCUGGAGUAGUAACAACAGAAAUUAAAAGAAGUCGUGGUAGACCCAAAGGAUACAUAAUGAAAAAAAAAGAAACUCCUCCAGAAACAAAUACUAAGUCUAAUACAGAAAGUGAUGAUGGUUCAGAAAAAAAAAAUUUUAGUUUGAGAUUAGGAUUUCUUGGCCCAUAUCAAAAACAUAAAACGAAAACUAAAAGAGAUAAACCAUCAGGUUAUUCGACAGAAGAUAGUUCUCCUGCUUCAAAAAGAAAAUGUGGCCGACCUAUGACUAUUAAUGUAGACAAUGAAAAUGAAGAAAAUUCACAGAGUAAUAACCCAGCAAUGGAAUCAAUUUCAGUGCAAAGUAGUUCAAAUGGAAACUCUCCUAUUGAUAAUAAAAUUAAUGAAAUUCACGCACCUGAAAAAGACGAUACCAAAUCCGAUGUAAAGAAUGAAGAUAAAAUAAAGAUAAAAGAAAAUGAAUCUGUAAAUUCAUCACAAGUUAGCGAAAAAAUUAUUAAUGUAAAACCUAUUACCUUAGAACCUAGAAGAAGAAUGGGCCGCCCCAAAGGUCCUCCAAAGCCACCAAAAAUUAGAGGAAAACCAGGUCGUAAACCUAACCCUAACAAACCACCAAAAAUCAAAAGUGUAAGAAAUGUAGAACUCAAAACUGAAACAAAAGUAGAACUCAAAACUGAAACAAAAGUAGAACUCAAAACUGAAACAAAUGUGGAAAUGAAAACUGAAACAGAUUCAGGAAUCAAAACUGAAAGAAAUGUAGAAAAUCAUAAACCAAAAGGUCUUAAAAUUCCUGGUAGACGUGGACGUCCAAAACUAUAUCCAGAUAGACCCCCAAAAAUAAAAGUACCUGGUAGAAAAGUUGGUCGACCACCAGGACCACCAAAACCUUUUAAACCCAGAGGCCCCAGAGGUCGUCCAAGAUUAAUAAAAGUUAAUACAUCAGACCGACCAUAUAUAAAAUAUGAGAAUGAGAGUCCUAUUACACAAAUAGAAAAUAAUCAUACUAUUGAAGCUAAAUUGGAAAACGGUUUAACAUCGGACAUAUUACCAACAAAAAAAAGAGGUCGUCCAAUCGGAUAUUCACCAAUAGGUAAAACAAAAAAACGUCUUGGUCGUCCACCUGUAAAAUCCAGAUAUAAAUUGAAAAGAGAUAAAGCAUUGGGUAUACGUGGUGGACGUGGAAUUGGAAAAAGAAGAGGUAGACCAAGAAAAUAUCCAAUUAAAACAGAUGAAAAUUAUGAAAUGAACAAUGAAACAAAUUAUGAACUAACAAUAAAAAACGAUAUAAAUAAUAAGCCUGAUGACGAUGAUGAUGAUGAAUGUAGUGAUAUAAGUGUUACCGAUAAGAAUUGGGAAACUGUACUUGAAGAUUCACAAAAUGAUUCCGAAACUAAUUUAAUAAUAAAAGAUGAUAAUAAUGAUAGUAAUGAUGGCAGCGAUGACAAUGAUAAUAGUAGUAAUGAAGAUGAUGAUAAAGAAAGUGAAAAUAAUACUGUUGGUAAUGAUUGAUAAAUACUAUUAUUAAAGGCGUUUAAAAUUGAGUAUAGUAAUUUAUUUUAUUUUAUACUUAAUAUUUAAAAUAAAAAUUAAAAAAUAUUUUCCUUUUUAAUAAAUAUGGCGUUAUACUUUCAAGAUUUAGGAAAGAAAUAAAUAAUUGUAUUUUUUAAGAUAGAAAGACAAAAAACAAAAAAUUUUCUUCAAUUACUUAGUGAAAAACAAGAAAAAUUAAUUUUACUUUUUUUUUGUUUUAAUAUGUUUUUUU